Molecule: messenger RNA, 411 nt
Organism: Parastagonospora nodorum SN15
Lineage: Eukaryota; Fungi; Ascomycota; Dothideomycetes; Pleosporales; Phaeosphaeriaceae
Exons: 2
Coding region: 1-411 (136 amino acids)
Source: RefSeq, a predicted model, not a curated record
AUGCCUAUCACGGUGGUUCCGAUCAGGCUCCACAUGCGACAGCUCAUUGGCACCGCUGCUGCCAUCCCGCCGGGUGCUGAACAAGCUCUCCCUGGCUCUCUGUAUGUACCAAUGAGCGAUGUCACAAUGGUCAUUGACCACAACGACGGCGCCAAUGAUGUCUUGUUCGCCUAUUUGGAUCCGGGUGAGGCCAAGUGCCAAUGUCAAAGGCGUUAUGUCACUUUGACGGCUGCCGGUAGUGUGCUUCCUACGGCUCGAGCUUGGUCGUUCGAUUCUAGAUGGGUCCGGUACUCUGUUUCCCGGACGCUCGAACUUCUCCAUCGUGUUCCUUGCAGUUUACACACGAUUCGUGGAAUUGUUUACUUUGCCUUCUCCAUGGUCCUGAGUCGUGCAACUGUGCCUCAGCUUUAA